Messenger RNA from Betta splendens (Siamese fighting fish), 2748 nucleotides. RefSeq names its product eukaryotic translation elongation factor 1 alpha 1a (gene eef1a1a). The record is from RefSeq and is a predicted model, not a curated record. Gene Ontology annotation, biological process: translational elongation; translation. NCBI's taxonomy places the organism in Eukaryota, Metazoa, Chordata, Actinopteri, Anabantiformes, Osphronemidae. The transcript is spliced from 8 exons. The coding region runs from base 687 to 2075 and encodes 462 amino acids. Gene Ontology annotation, molecular function: translation elongation factor activity; GTP binding; GTPase activity.
AAACGCCCUUUUCCCUUUAAUCUGAUGCUACUCAGGAAAGCGUUCCCUCAGCGGCUCGGUUUCCAGGCAGCGCAAAGGCAACGACUGUUGUGAUGCAGAGAAGCGGCCGGUGGCGGAUGCGCGUGCAGGCGCCGGACGAUAGAACACGGGACGAGUGACGCUCCUGGGGAAUUCUUCAGACGCGGGAUUUGGCGCAGAAUGCGCGCUAAUGUCUGCGGCACCUUCAGUGCGUUAAAAGGCGCACUGCGGCAGCCGUCGUGACGUUGCGCGAGUUAAAUGCGCGCAUGUAAAUGGCCGCUCGCGCUGGCACCGAGUUCACCUGGACGACCCGUCUGUAGGGAUUCAUGUUACAGUCGGAUUAAGCUACUGACCGUCAGCCUGACGCAGUCUACAAUCAGACCGAUUCUACUUUAGUUCGCCUCCGAUCUGCAGUAUUUACAUAAAAGUGCACCCGUUCAUUUAACCCUGUUUACUCCGCAUGCACCUAUGUGCAAUGCGCCGAACAAUGCAUGAGAAAUGGCUGCGACGCUGGCUGUGGACACAACCUGACAAAAUGGAGGAUUCUACCUUGAAAUGAGGCUCUAGUGGCUCUGAGGAAAGGAGGACGGGUUGUGAUGUGUCAGCGACACAGUGGAGCAGCGAUGACAUGAGAGCAGGCUGGAUACCGUGUCCUGAUCUCAGCCACCAUGGGAAAAGAGAAACUGCACAUUAAUAUUGUGGUGAUUGGCCACGUGGACUCAGGCAAGUCCACCACCACCGGCCACCUCAUCUACAAGUGUGGGGGCAUCGACAAAAGAACCAUUGAGAAGUUUGAAAAGGAAGCUGCCGAGAUGGGAAAAGGAUCGUUCAAGUAUGCGUGGGUGCUGGACAAGCUGAAGGCAGAGAGGGAGCGCGGCAUUACCAUCGACAUCUCACUGUGGAAGUUUGAAACCAGCAAGUACUACGUGACCAUCAUCGAUGCUCCGGGUCACAGGGACUUCAUCAAGAACAUGAUCACUGGGACCUCACAGGCAGAUUGCGCUGUGCUGAUCGUGGCAGCUGGCGUGGGAGAGUUCGAGGCAGGUAUUUCUAAGAAUGGCCAGACCCGUGAGCACGCCCUGCUGGCCUACACUCUGGGGGUGAAGCAGCUCAUUGUGGGCGUCAACAAGAUGGACUCCACGGAGCCCAACUAUAGCCAGAAACGCUACGAGGAAAUCGUGAAAGAAGUGAGCACCUACAUUAAGAAGAUCGGCUACAACCCAGACACCGUCGCCUUCGUUCCCAUUUCAGGCUGGAAUGGAGACAACAUGCUUGAGCCCAGUCCCAAUAUGACAUGGUUUAAGGGGUGGAAGAUCAAUAGGAAAGAAGGCAAUGCAUCAGGGACGACUUUACUAGAGGCUCUGGAUGCUAUCCAGCCCCCCACCCGUCCAACAGACAAACCACUGCGUCUGCCCCUGCAGGACGUCUAUAAGAUAGGAGGCAUUGGAACCGUGCCCGUGGGCCGCGUGGAGACGGGCAUACUGAAGCCUGGCAUGGUGGUGACCUUUGCCCCCGUCAACGUAACCACCGAGGUGAAGUCUGUGGAGAUGCACCACGAGGCGCUGACUGAGGCCCUCCCCGGCGACAAUGUGGGCUUCAAUGUCAAGAACGUGUCCGUCAAAGACAUUCGCCGGGGCAAUGUGGCCGGCGACAGCAAGAACGACCCGCCACAGGAAGCUGCCAACUUCACCGCUCAGGUGAUCAUUCUUAACCACCCAGGACAGAUCAGUGCUGGGUAUGCCCCUGUGCUCGACUGUCACACUGCUCACAUCGCCUGCAAGUUUGCUGAGCUCAAGGAAAAGAUUGAUCGUCGCUCUGGCAAAAAGCUGGAGGAUAAUCCAAAAGCCCUGAAGUCUGGAGAUGCUGCUAUUGUCGAUAUGAUUCCUGGCAAGCCGAUGUGUGUAGAGAGCUUCUCUGAGUACCCCCCGCUGGGUCGCUUUGCUGUGCGUGACAUGCGUCAGACUGUGGCUGUUGGUGUGAUUAAAGGCGUGGAGAAGAAGGUCUCCACCACUGGGAAGAUUACCAAGUCAGCCCAGAAGGCCCAGAGGAACAAAUGAAUGUUGUGCUACACUGCCGACCCCAAGGUCUCCCAGGGCAGGACAUCCAUCACCCAACUCCAUCCUACAAUUGGCUGCUUCAACCUAAUAAUCAAAGACUGGUUAAUCAUCACGAUGCAUCGCAAGAGCAUUCGAAGGAAAGAACAACAUUUAGAUCUUGGUCCUUGAGGCAGCACUCAGGACUCAUUUCAUGGGUUAGAUUAUCAUUCUGUACAAUGUAAUAUCAAACCGUUUUAAAUGUGCACUGCUGACUAGGUUUGUGGCAAUACCUUGGUGUGAUGCUGAGAACACAGAACAACUAUAUGUAACUUCAUUUCUGGAGUGCAGCUGCUGGUCUUGUUACACUGUUCUUGUCUUGCUUUUAGUGUUUGUUUGCAACUACACGAUGCUCUGUUUGACUCUAUGGUAAAAGGGUCAAAGUACGGUCUUUUAAGUAAUAGAUUCGUAGAGCGUAGUGAUUUACUGUGUCUAAGCUUUAAACAGCACUUAAAACAAAUGGUCCAAAUUGUCCUUUGAGGGACUCGGGGUAGACCACAUGUUUCUUAAAGCACUUUGAUUGACAUUCUGCUAACUUUGCACUUGCACUGGGGAAGUUUAAAUUAACAUAAAGCUACAGCACCUUAAUGUAACAUGGCAUGAGCCUUUUGCAGCAUUAAACAUGUUUCAACCAAAA